Messenger RNA from Aspergillus heteromorphus CBS 117.55, 434 nucleotides. RefSeq lists its product as uncharacterized. The coding region runs from base 115 to 345 and encodes 76 amino acids. The transcript has a single exon. NCBI's taxonomy places the organism in Eukaryota, Fungi, Ascomycota, Eurotiomycetes, Eurotiales, Aspergillaceae. The record is from RefSeq and is a predicted model, not a curated record.
AUGAGACGAGAAUACAUAUAUGGACUAAAGAAAGCAGCCUUUCUAGCUGCUGCGGUUUGCUGAAUAACUAGAGCCACUCUUUUUGUACUACUUCACCAUUUGCCAGCUGAGCUGAUGUUCCUGUUGUUCCUGAUGUUCCUGUUGUUCCUGAUGUUCCUGUUGUUCCUGAUGUUUGUGAUUGUGAUUGUGAUUGUGUUUGUUUCUCUCCUCCGUCCGGAGUUUCAAUUUCCCGUCCUGCUCCUGUAUUUUCAAACAAACAAACAAACCAACUUCAACGAACGGAGUUGGGUUGGUUUCAGUGAUGCGUACUCUGUAUUUCCAUCAGCUUUGAUCCGAUCCCCCUGAAUCGAUCCAUCAGUUCAAUGUCUCGACUUUAAAAUUGAGUAACUAGGUGGUAACUUACUAGUUAGUCACACCAAACAUCAAACAUCGAC